Messenger RNA from Rhagoletis zephyria (snowberry fruit fly), 501 nucleotides. Its product is annotated as protein argonaute-2-like. Gene Ontology annotation, molecular function: nucleic acid binding. The record is from RefSeq and is a predicted model, not a curated record. NCBI's taxonomy places the organism in Eukaryota, Metazoa, Arthropoda, Insecta, Diptera, Tephritidae.
AUGGUCAUUGGCGUGGACGUGAACCAUCCUGGUGAGACCGAGCGCGUCAUGUCCUCGGUGGCGGCCGCCGUCGGCUCCUACGACCAGUCCUUUGCCCUCUACAAUGCCAGCAUUCGAGUGCAGGCGAAGCAGCGCGACGAGACGAUCAAGCAACUCGAUCUGAUGGUGGGCGACCUGCUGCGGCAGUACAAGGACGCUCGUCGAGAGCUGCCCUCGACGCUGGUCGUCUUUCGCGACGGCGUCUCCGAGGGCCAGUUUGCCCGCGUCGUCGACGUUGAGAUUCCGCUCAUUCGCCGAGCCUGCGCCGAGCUGGGCGCCCCCAACCUGCCCUUUGUCCUCAUUGUUGUGCAGAAGCGUCACCACACUCGCUUUGCCCUGGCCGAGCAGAACACCUCUGGUCGCAAGCCCACCUACAAUGUGCCCUCGGGCACUGUCGUCGACCGGGACAUUGUCGACCCUACUCUCAAGAGCUUCUACCUCAACAGCCACUUUUCCCCACUG